Cajanus cajan (pigeon pea) is the source of this 2316-nucleotide messenger RNA. RefSeq names its product Chaperone DnaJ-domain superfamily protein. Gene Ontology annotation, cellular component: cytoplasm; intracellular membrane-bounded organelle; vesicle. Gene Ontology annotation, biological process: clathrin-dependent endocytosis; clathrin coat disassembly. Lineage: Eukaryota; Viridiplantae; Streptophyta; Magnoliopsida; Fabales; Fabaceae. The record is from RefSeq and is a predicted model, not a curated record. Gene Ontology annotation, molecular function: clathrin binding.
GCGUGGAAUUGUGCUGGCUGGGUCGUCACUGUUGUCUGUUGAAGUCUCUCUUUGUUUCUCACACACGCAGAAAUACAAGGAGCCAACCGACAUCCUCAACCUUACAUCUCAUUCCCCUACGUUUCUUCCCUCUCUUUCUCUUCCUCUCUUCAUUUUCUUCUCACAACCUUUCCCCCUUUUUUUCUUCCUUCAGAGAGAAAAAUAAAAAAACAAAAGCAACCAUAGCGAUUAACCACUCCCCUUUCCCCUCUUCUUAGCUCACCCCAAGUUCAACCCCAUUACCGCAUUCAACAAUGGACGAGUUCGGCGUUUUGACCGAAAGGUUCGGUCUCAAACCGCAAGGAAAAUCCGCUCCAAUGGCCAGGGCCUCACCCAAACGACCCACCCCAAACGUCGCCGUUUCCCAAACACGCCCCAAUUCCUACGGAUCCGCAUCUCACCACGAUUCCACCUUCGAUUUCGAUUACGGAGUCUUCAGCACCACCGGCACCGGCAACCAAACGCAGCGUUUCGACGACAUCUUCGCCGGAACCGCCAAAUCCAACGGCAAUUCCUUCGACUACGAUUCCAUAUUCUCCGGAUCGAGUAAACCGGUUUCCACGCCAUCAUCUUACGUGGAUGACAUAUUCGGCGGAAUGCAUGAGAAGAGUGUCGGCGUUGAUGAUCUUCUCGGUAAGGUUGGUGGGUUGAAUACAAACGCCAAAACUCCAAACGUGAAAGCGCCUGGUUUUGAUGAUUUGAUCCCUGGUUUUGGUGUUUCGAAUAACGGUGUUGCGAUGAAUAAGCCUGGUGUUACUCCAAACAAACCUGCUGCGGGGUCUAGCAGUGAUCCCUUUUUAAUAUUUGAAACCGCUUCAAGCUCAGCGUCUUCAGAAUCAUUCCUGGACGCGUUGGAACAGAUAACUAAGUCGAGUAGUUCUACAGUAGGGACAAAAGGUAGCACCCCAUCACUGAAGUCUCCACCCAGGCCAGCGAGUAAAGUUACAGUUAGUAAGCCGAAUGUAUCAUCAAUAGAUGAGCUUGAGGACUUUGCCAUGGGUGGUGCGCGGACUAAUGCUAGUGGUAGAAAGGCCAAUGUUAAUGCUGCUGAGACUAAACAAAACUCCGCGGCUAAGGUAAACAAUGGUAGAAGAGUUCCAGCUGCGAAAAUGAAUCAAUCGAAUGAUGUGGAUGAUCUUGAAUCAUUUUUCGGCAUGGGCUUUCGAUCAAGCAGUGUGCCGAAAUCGAGGACUUCACCUAUGGAUCAUAUGUUCGAUAACCAAAUGAGCAACAAAGGGAAACCUGAGGUGUCACCAAAAGUACCAUUUGGAUCCCCAGCCAGCACGAAGAAAUCUCCGGUGAUGACAUCUCUUGAUGACUUGUCACUGAUUUUUGGUGGUUCCCCGUCAGCUGAAUUCCAGGAGAUUGAAGGGGAAACUGAAGAAAGACGAAGAGCAAGAUUAGGACGUCAUCAGAGAACACAAGAGCGAGCGUUAAAAGCAGUGGCUGAUAUGAAUCAGCGUGACCUUCAAACUAAGAUGGAGCAAGAAGAGAGGCAGAAAAUUGCUGAUACUGUGGAUGCUCAGAUAAGGCGUUGGUCUGCUGGGAAGGAAGGCAAUAUGCGGGCAUUGUUGUCAACAUUACAAUACGUUCUUUGGCCAGAAUGUGGUUGGACGCCAGUGUCUCUGACGGAUAUGAUUACUUCCACUGCAGUUAAAAAAGUGUACAGAAAAGCAAAUUUAUGUAUUCACCCAGAUAAAGUUCAACAGAAAGGUGCUUCUCUUGAACAGAAAUACACAGCAGAGAAGGUUUUCGACAUUCUUAAGGAAGCUUGGAAUAAGUUCAAUGCGGAAGAGCUUUCUUAGAUCCCUCUGCUUAUGUCUUUGCAAAGUCAAUGGAUCUAUUAGCACUUGCACGGUUUCGGUAUCGGCCUGUUCGCUUGGCUAGCUGGUGCCUGAUACAUUUGUUUUUGUGCCGUUGAAGAUAACUGCAUAAAUAUUAGGUGGCAUCAUUUGGCUGCAGAUUCUUUUCCCCAACGACGUUGAACGCUCUAAUGUGAGUUAUAACAUAUCUUUGUAAGUAAUAAUGUUGAUUGAUUCAGGUCAAUGUACAAAUUUUAAAUGCUCAUGCUUCCCUAAAAUUCAGUCAAACCGCCCAAAUUGCGAUGACUAAGGUUUCAUUAGAUACCCUUGCAAUUGCACGCAUAAUGUAUUUUGUGGGAAUGAGUGAUAAUUCAAUUAUAUACUUGUAAUUGUAACAGGCUUUUGUACGAAUAGAGAUGUUUCGAUUGAUUUUUUCAUAUGAAUCAAGGAUAUUGUUUGAUUUUGAUUUCUUCCA